AUGAGCACAUUCGAAAACGUUUCAAAGAAGCCGUCUAUGGCGUCGGAUUCGUCAAACCCAGAGUCACUAUUUUCCACCAAAACUCCAGUCAAGACGGCGAUUCUCCCCGCCAGAUCUCGUAACAGCGAAAUCUCUUCCUCAUUCCCGGUGAUUAAGCCCCAAGGCUCUCGCGAUCCAAACGCACAGAUCAAACCCGUCAAGAGACAGAUCUUAACCUCGCCGGAAAAACCUGAAAUUGUUGCGAAAUUACCCGAAAGGUUCGAGAUUCUGGAGGAAUUCUUCAAAGGACUGGGCACUGCAAUUAGGUUGCUCAAACUAAAGGGCUCUUUGACUACAUUCGCCAAUAUAUCUACCAAGAUCGAAUAUCUCACUAAUCGGGUAUUCUCGUAUGCUCAUUUGGCUCAGAUGAAGCAUAUUUAUCCAGAAGCCAUUGAAGUAAAGAGAGCUUUGAAAUGUGAUGAAGUCACUAGUUGUAUGAAACCUAGUCUUCACAUUAGCUUAAACACCGACGCAAUAGUGCUUGACGAUACAAGUAGCGGAAGUAAAUACAUGGAACUUAGGAAAGUGUUCCACACAAAGCUUGUAGAUUUUUACAAAGCCCAUCCCAAGGACGAAAUUCCCAAAGAACUGCUUCCUGAACCGUUCAAUUCUCUGGAAAAGGAUAGGAUUCCAGAGACAUUAAGAGCAUCUAAACUUGAGGUUGAUGAGUUUGAUGUUCAUAUGGAGGAGAAGGAGCAAGAACAAGAUAUAGUUGACAAACUAGUGAUCCCAGAUUCGACUGAGGAAUGCUUAGUAUCACUCACAGAGUCAAGAGUACUUGGAACCCCAGUCAAAGUCAAGAUUUUAUCAACUCCCUCCAAAGAUUUAUCUACUCCGUCCAAGGAUAUAUCAACACCAAUCCGGCUCAUGAGUGCUACACCGACGUUGCAGCCAUCUAGAAGAAGUAUCACAAUGACUCCAGAUGUUGUUGAUGAUGACAGCUCUGUUAGAUCAACUAAAGGUCUUGAGAGGCGUACAUCUCGCACCAGGUGUCUGAAUUUUGACGCUUUUGAGGAAGAUGGAACUUUGAAUGAUGAUAUCAGUAACGAAUCGGUUGGUAAAGGAAUCAAAUGUGAAGUUGAUGAUGAUUAUGCUUCUGAUGAAGAUAGUCUUCUGCAGUCUAUAAAAGAUAGACCAGAGGCUGAACCUGAGAAGCAGAGUUUACCUAAGGCUGUUGAUUUGAUUCAUAAACUGUUUCACUCAACAAAGCGGACGGUGAUCACCAAGGAGGAGCUUCUUCAGAAGAUGAUUGCAAACCAAAUCCAUAUAACCGAUAGAAGGGAAGUGGAGGAACAGUUAAGCUCGAUGCUGCAGUUGGUCCCGGAUUGGAUUUCUGAAACAAAAGCAUGUUCUGGUGAUUUUCUUGUUCGCAUCAAUAAAGAGUCUGCUGCUGAAACGGUACGUGCAAGACUUGAAGAAGCAACUCCACAGGACAUGUCAACCGUCUAA
Messenger RNA from Microthlaspi erraticum, 1488 nucleotides. The record is from the annotation of a GenBank genome assembly. Lineage: Eukaryota; Viridiplantae; Streptophyta; Magnoliopsida; Brassicales; Brassicaceae.